AAAAUAACAAAGUGUUUUCAACUUUUCAAUACGCCACCUUUCAAGUUCGCCACAAAUCUUUAUUAAAUUUCUUUAAUUUUUUUAUAGUAUUGUAAAUAUCUUUGCCAAUCAAAAUGAACAGAAUAUUCGGUAGAGGAAAACCUAAAGAACCAGGUCCAAGUAUUACGGAUUGCAUCAGUAAUGUUGACAGUCGAGCUGACAAUAUUGAGCAAAAAGUUCAGAAAUUGGAUACAGAACUUCGUAAGUAUAAAGAUCAGAUGGCCAAAAUGAGGGAAGGUCCAGCUAAGAAUUCAGUGAAACAGAAGGCAAUGAGGGUAUUAAAACAAAAGAAAAUGUAUGAGCAACAGUUGGAAAAUUUAAGAGCUCAGUCUUUCAACAUGGAACAAGCAAACUAUGCCACACAAACCCUGAAGGAUACACAUGCCACUGUAGCAGCCAUGAAAGAUGGUGUCACACAGAUGAAGAAAGAGUUUAAAAAAAUCAAUAUUGAUUCUAUAGAGGAUGUGAAUGAUGAUCUGGCAGACAUGUUGGAGCAAGCUGAUGAAGUGCAGGAGGCACUUGGCAGGCAGUAUGGUAUGCCUGAGAUUGAUGAUGACGAACUUGCUGCUGAGUUGGAUGCUCUUGGUGAUGAGAUUGCAUUAGAUGACGAUGCAUCAUAUCUAGACGACGUGGUGAAGGCUCCGGCGGCUCCAGAUAAGGAACCUGGGGCAGAUAGCGUACGAACAAGAGACGGUGUAGCAGUCGACGAGUUUGGACUACCUCUUGUACCCACUCCUGCACAGCCUUCACGCUGAUGUAGUCUCUGGGUACCCGAUUUGUAUAACGACGGUUGUCAAAGCCAGCCAGUUAGGUGAUAUUGUAAUGUUAACUAAGUUCGCAUUUUCAUCAGUCAAUAAUUAACAGUCUCUGUGUGGUGACAGGGUACAAACACAAGAUGUCUGACUCCUUCUGGGAUAACAGAUAUGAAAAUUCAUCAAUAUCAAAUUCGUAUUUGACACUUGAGAACUCGCUCUGUGUGCUUGUACAAUUUGUAAGUCCAUACAUAUGGUGCGAAAUAUCAUAGCCGACUUUUUUUACCCGACAUGGCGUAAAAGGAGUGUUAUGAUAUUGACCGGUAUGUAUUUAGAAUUCGCUUUUUGUAGCACCUUAUUGAAACAAGUUAUUAUAUAUAACCCCAUUAAAAGAAAUAUUAGUGUAUGGAAUGAAUUGUAUCCUGUAUGCGUUGAACUUAGUAGAAA
Molecule: messenger RNA, 1238 nt
Organism: Achroia grisella
Lineage: Eukaryota; Metazoa; Arthropoda; Insecta; Lepidoptera; Pyralidae
Gene: Vps60
Product: charged multivesicular body protein 5
Exons: 5
Coding region: 114-794 (226 amino acids)
Biological process (GO): vesicle budding from membrane; late endosome to vacuole transport via multivesicular body sorting pathway
Cellular component (GO): multivesicular body
Source: RefSeq, a predicted model, not a curated record